Molecule: messenger RNA, 5166 nt
Organism: Nerophis ophidion (straightnose pipefish)
Lineage: Eukaryota; Metazoa; Chordata; Actinopteri; Syngnathiformes; Syngnathidae
Gene: stam2
Product: signal transducing adaptor molecule (SH3 domain and ITAM motif) 2
Exons: 15
Coding region: 243-1637 (464 amino acids)
Biological process (GO): signal transduction
Cellular component (GO): endocytic vesicle
Molecular function (GO): phosphatidylinositol binding; ubiquitin binding
Source: RefSeq, a predicted model, not a curated record
UACUGGACAAGGAAGCGACUUUUAUUUAACUUCUUUUUCUAGUCCAGCUUGGCCAACAAACACUUUUCUCAUCUUGGGACAUUUUCUUUUCAGUCUUUAUUAUGCCUUUAUUUGCCCAAAACCCCUUUGACCAGGAUGUGGAUGAAGACAGGCUCACUUUGAAGACCUGCUGGGUCAUGAUCAGCUGAUUGUCAAAGAAGGCAACCAAUGAGACCAACACAACCGAUGACUGGGGGCUCAUUAUGGACAUCUGCGACAAGAUCGGGACCACACCCAACGGGGCCAAGGACAGUCUGCGCUCCAUCAUGAAGAGAGUCAACCACAAAGUGCCUCAUGUCGCCCUGCAAGCCCUCAACCUGCUGGGAGCCUGCGUGUCCAACUGUGGCAAAAUAUUUCACCUGGAAAUUUGCUCCAGGGAGUUUGCCAGCGAAGUGCGGAGUGCUCUCGGCAAGGCUCACCCUAAAGUGUGUGAGAAGCUGAAGGCUCUGAUGGCGGAGUGGGCAGAAGACUUCCAGAAGGAUCCCCAGCUCAGCCUCCUCAGCGCCACCAUCAGGUCUCUGAAGGAGGAAGGCAUCACCUUCCCAGCAGCGUCCUCGCAGGGGUCCAGUGUGAAGGUGGGCGCUCCCGCCGCCAUCAAAGCCUCGGACGACGACGACCUGGCCAAAGCCAUCCAGCUGUCUCUGCAGGAACAGAAGCAGCAGAGCGACCUGCGACCCCCGGCGCCAACCGCCGACCCCCCGAGCUACAGCAACAGCGUCAACGGCCAGGAAGUGCGUAAGGUGCGAGCGCUGUACGACUUCGAGGCAGCUGAGGACAACGAGCUCACCUUUAAAGCCGGCGAGGUCGUCCUGGUUUUGGACAGCAGCGAUCCCAACUGGUGGAAAGGGGAGAACCACAGGGGUGUGGGCUUGUUCCCCUCCAACUUUGUGAGCACCAACCUGACCAGCGAAGCAGAGACAGUGACCUCAGCAGAAACCAGCGUGAGUGAAGAGGACCCCGGCCUGGAAGACAAAGCGGACCCUGAGCCCAUCUUCAUCGACGAGGGGAAGAUGGACAGAACCUUGGCGCUGCUGCGGAACGCCGACCCUGCGGACCCCACUCCGGACUCCCUCGAGCUGGUCCAGCUGGAGGGUGCGUGUGAGCAGAUGAACCCCAUGAUCGACGACAGGCUGCAGGAGAUCGACAGGAAACACUCCGAGUUGUCUGAGCUCAACCUGAAGGUUCUGGAAGCUCUGGAGCUUUACAACAAGCUCAUGAACGAGGCGCCGCUCUACCAGGCCUACUCCAAGAUGGCCCAGUAUGGCCCCGCCCCCCCUGCGGCCGCCAUGCAGGCCUACGCCCCCCCCUCCUACCUGCCCCCGCCGCAGUCCUACAGUCUGCCCAGCGACCAGCCGGGGCCGCUGCAUUCUCUGGGCCCCGCCCUUCCGGCCCCGCCCACCUACAUGGGCAACGCACAUCACUUCAUCACCCAAGCACCUUACCUGCCACAGAUGGGCGUGACCAUGGACAUGUCGGCCUAUCAGAGCUCAGGAGGGACACCUGUGUCCUACCCAGCUCCUGCCGCCCCCCCACAGCAACAACAACAUCAACAACAACAACCACCACAGGGGGUCUACUAUCAGCAGCCCCUCCUCUGAAUGUGCGUGCGUGCGUGUGCGUGCGUGCGUGCGUGCGUGUGUGCGUGCGUGUUUGCGUGUAUGCGUGCGUUCGUGCGUGUGUGUGUUUUCAGACUUGAGUCUGGGCCUUUUUGUCUUCAGUGGGAAUAAAUGCUGAUGAUUUGUUGGAGGACCCGCCCUCGGUUGUCAUGACUUCCUGUAAGGAAGACACGCCCCUUUUCCAAUCUUCUUUUAGUUGUAAUAUCAAAGUGUCCAAAGUCCUCUUCCUACUUCCUGCGUGCAGCCAAGCCCCGCCCCCUACUGACGUGUGCAGUCAAGCCACGCCCUCUUACUGGGUCUUUAUGCUUUCCUUGUUUGUGUGUUUCAUGCGCGUCUCAUCUGUAUUCCAUGUGUUUCAUCUAUGUUUCAUGUGUGUUUCAUCUGUGUUUCAUGCGCGUCUCUGUGUUCCAUGUGUGUUUCAUCUAUGUUUCAUGUGUGUUUCAUGCGCGUCUCUGUGUUCCAUGUGUGUUUCAUCUGUGUUCCAUGUGUGUUUCAUCUAUGUUUCAUGUGUGUUUCAUGCGCGUCUCUGUGUUCCAUGUGUGUUUCAUUUAUGUUUCAUGUGUGUUUCAUCUAUGUUUCAUGUGUGUUUCAUCUGUGUUCCAUGUGUGUUUCAUCUAUGUUUCAUGCGUGUUUCAUGCGCGUCUCUGUGUUCCAUGUGUGUUUCAUUUAUGUUUCAUGUGUGUUUCAUCUAUGUUUCAUGUGUGUUUCAUCUUUGUUCCAUGUGUGUUUCAUCUAUGUUUCAUGUGUGUUUCAUGCGCGUCUCUGUGUUCCAUUUGUGUUUCAUCUUUGUUUCAUGUGUGUUUCAUCUAUGUUCCAUGUGUGUUUCAUCUAUGUUUCAUGCGUGUUUCAUGCGCGUCUCUGUGUUCCAUGUGUGUUUCAUCUAUGUUUCAUGUGUGUUUCAUCUGUGUUCCAUGUGUGUUUCAUCUAUGUUUCAUGUGUGUUUCAUCUGUGUUCCAUGUGUGUUUCAUCUGUGUUCCAUGUGUAUUUCAUCUGUAUUUCAUGUGUGUUUCAUCUGUGUUCCAUGUGUGUUUCAUCUAUGUUUCAUGCGUGUUUCAUGCGCGUCUCUGUUCCAUGUGUGUUUCAUCUAUGUUUCAUGCGUGUUUCAUGCGCGUCUCUGUGUUCCAUGUGUGUUUCAUCUAUGUUUCAUGUGUGUUUCAUCUGUGUUCCAUGUGUGUUUCAUCUAUGUUUCAUGUGUGUCUCAUCUGUGUUCCAUGUGUGUUUCAUCUGUGUUCCAUGUGUGUUUCAUCUGUGUUCCAUGUGUAUUUCAUCUGUGUUUCAUGUGUGUUUCAUCUGUGUUCCAUGUGUAUUUCAUCUAUGUUUCAUGCGUGUUUCAUGCGCGUCUCUGUGUUCCAUGUGUGUUUCAUCUAUGUUUCAUGCGUGUUUCAUGUAUGUUCCAUGUGUGUUUCAUCUAUGUUUCAUGUGUGUCUCAUCUGUGUUCCAUGUGUGUUUCAUCUGUGUUCCAUGUGUAUUUCAUCUGUGUUUCAUGUGUGUUUCAUCUGUGUUCCAUGUGUAUUUCAUCUAUGUUUCAUGCGUGUUUCAUGCGCGUCUCUGUGUUCCAUGUGUGUUUCAUCUAUGUUUCAUGCGUGUUUCAUGCGCGUCUCUGUGUUCCAUGUGUGUUUCAUCUAUGUUUCAUGCGUGUUUCAUGUAUGUUCCAUGUGUGUUUCAUGCGCGUCCCAUGCAUGUUUCAUGUGUGUGUCAUGUGUCUCUCAUGCAUGUUUCAUCUGUGUUUUUUAAGUGUGUUCCAUCUGUUUCAUGUGUGCUCCAUGCAUGUUUCAUGUAUGUUUCAUGCAUGGUCCAUGCGUGUUUCAUGUAUGUUUCAUGCGUGUUUCAUGCGUGUUUCAUGUAUGUUCCAUGUGUGUUUCAUGCGUGUCUCAUGCAUGUUUCAUGCGUGUGUCAUGUGUGUCUCAUGCAUGUUUCAUCUGUGUUUCAUGUGUGUUCCAUCUGUUUCAUGUGUGCUCCAUGCAUGUUUCAUGUAUGUUUCAUGCAUGUUCCAUGCGUGUUUCAUGUAUGUUUCAUGCGUGUUCCAUGUAUGUUUCAUGCGUAUUUCAUUUUGUUUCAUGCGUGUUUCAUGUGUGUUUCAUGCGUGUUCCAUGCGUGUUUCAUGCGUGUUUCAUGUAUGUUUCAUGUGUGUUUCAUGUAUGUUUCAUGCGUGUUUCAUGCAUGUUUGAUGCGUGUUUCAUGUGUGUUUCAUGCGUGUUUUAUGUAUGUUCCAUGGGGGGAUCCAUUCCAUCUCAUUCCUUGGGUGAUGAUUCGAUUCUGAAUCGAUUCUCAUGUCAACAUGAUUCUCGAUUCUAACCGAUUUUCACUAUGUAUUGUUUGAUAUGAUAUGGUAUGAUAUGUUUGUAUAAAUGUAUACCGGUAUGUAUGUAGAUGUAUACAUAUAUAUGUAUGUGUAUAUAAAUGUGUAUACAUGUGUGUGUAUAUACAUGAAUAAAUGUAUGUAUAUAUAUAUAUAUAUAUAUAUAUAUAUAUAUAUGUGUGUGUGUGUAUAUAUGUACAUGUAUGUGUGUGUAUGUAUAUGUACAUAUAUGCUAGAGUGCGUGUGUGUAUGUAUAUUCUAAUGUCUAUAUGUAUAUUUUAAAUCAUAAUUUUCAAAAAUCUUUGUAAAAAAUAACACAUAUUGAAUAGAACAACAUAUAUAUAACAUACACAUAUAUAUUUUUUUAAAAUCGAUUUCUGAAAAUGUCAUAAUUUAAUAAUUUUCAAAAAUCGAUUUAAAAAAUAUAUAUUGAUUUUUGAAAAUUCUGAAUUUUUGUGUAAUCAAAAUGAAUAACAAUCAAUAUAUGGAUUUUAAUUAAUUUUUCAUGCACCUCUAUUUCCAUGUCUGUAUGUUUGAUGUAUAUUUUCCAUGUACAGUUGCACCUUAGCAUAUGAUAAUAAUUGUUAAUAUUUACCACUGGAUGCCUUGUUGACCUGUAGGAACACAACACACAGGCUGCUUGUGUACAGAAAUAAUAUCUAUAUAUAUGUGUAUAUAUAUAUAUAUAUAUAUAUAUAUAUAUAUAUAUAUAUAUAUAUAUAUAUAUAUAUAUAUAAACUCUUUCAGAAAGUGUUCUUUAUGCACAAGUUGUUUUUAGGACGAGAGCAAAGUUUGAAGUAAAAAUGUUUGGCGUAAAAGCAGCUGUCAGUCACGUGUCAUGUUUGGAGGUGAAGAUGGCGACUAAUCAUGUUUUCCUCACUAAUAAUGUUUUCCUCAUCACUAAUUCAUGACCUCUGACCUUCUCGGAGACCCCACUGCUCUCCGCAGGAUCCUCAAUCUGCUCCCAGCUAGUCACUCUGCGGCUUUGUUUCUACUAAAAGUAUAUUUUGUAAAUGUUAUUGCCGCCAUUUUAUUGGACUUUUCUUCCUGCGACUUUUGUCACUUGUUUGUGUUGCCUUCAGGUGUCCUAGGUAAAGUCUGGAAUAUUACAAAUGAUUUUCACAUGUCAAAAUGUGUACAUUUUGUUCAGGACCUCUAAAAAUGUGGAGAAUUUCUGCUAUUUUACGGUAAUUAAACAUAUUUUUAUCUCGA